UCUAAGUCCAACUGGGAGGAAGGGGUAAAGGAGCAACAUUGCAAAUAGUUGUUUGCUUUCCUGAGAUGGAAACACACUGUUGAUUAGUAGAAUCAGAAAAAUGGCUAAGCGCACCUUUUCCCCCUUAGAGAUAUUCCUGAUUUUCCUCCUUGUGAUGAUGACUGCCAUCACAGUAGCGCUUCUCAGCCUCUUGUUUGUCACCAGUGGGACCAUCGAGAACCGCAAAGAUUCAGGAGAUCAUGGUUUGUUAACCACCCAGGAUCCCAUAGACACUCAAACCACUCCCGUGAUUAGUACCCCGGAGCCUCCUCUAUUUCAGAACUUCAGUGGCUACCAUAUAGGUGUUGGGCGAGCUGACUGCACCGGACAAGUAUCAGAUAUUCUUUUGAUGGGCUAUGCCAAAAGUGGCCAGUAUGCACGGGGUCUCCUCACAAGGCUGUAUAGCCGGGCUGUCAUCCUGGCAGAACCAGAUGGAUCAAAUCGAAUUGUGUUUGUCAGUGUUGAAUUAGGCAUGAUGUCACAACGACUCAGGCUGGAGGUCCUGAGCAGAUUGAAGAGUAAAUAUGGGUCCCUCUACAGAAGAGAUAAUGUUAUCCUGAGUGCCACUCACACACACUCGGGUCCAGCUGGGUAUUUCCAGUACACUCUAUUUCUCAUAGCCAGUGAAGGAUUUAGCAAUCGGACCUUUGAAUACAUUGUUUCUGGUAUUGUGAAGAGCAUUGACAUAGCACACACAAAUAUGAAACCUGGGAGAAUAUUUAUUAAUAAAGGAAGUGUUGAUGGUGUGCAGCUCAACCGAAGCCCUACUUCUUACCUUCAGAAUCCACAAUUUGAGAGACUAAGGUAUUCUUCAAACACAGACAAAGAAAUGGUGCUCUUGAAAAUGGUAGAUCUAAAUGGAACCGACUUGGGCCUUAUCAGCUGGUUUGCCAUCCAUCCAGUCAGCAUGAACAACACCAACCACCUAGUGAACAGUGACAACAUGGGCUACGCAGCUUACCUUUUUGAGCAAGAGAAGAACACAGGAUAUCUACCUGGACAAGGACCAUUUGUUGCAGCCUUUGCUUCAUCAAACCUAGGAGACGUGUCCUCGAACAUUGCUGGACCUCAUUGUACUGACACAGGGGAGUCUUGUGAAAAUGCCCAGAGCACUUGUCCCAUUGGCGGGCCCAGCAAGUGCAUGGCUCAUGGUCCUGGAAAAGACAUGUUUGAAAGCACACAGAUUAUAGGGCGGACCAUUUACCAGAAAGCAAUGGAACUCUAUGUCUCUGCUUCCAAAGAGGUGACGGGACGCGUGGCUACGGCUCACCAGUGGGUGAACAUGACCGACCUGAGCAUCCAGCUCAAUUCCACACACACAGUGAAGCUAUGUAAACCAGCCUUGGGCUACAGUUUUGCAGCCGGCACCAUCGAUGGAGUUUCAGGCCUCAAUAUUACACAGGGGACAACCAAACCAGAUCCCUUUUGGGACAUCCUUCGGGACCAGCUCCUGGGCAGACCAUCUGAUGAAAUAAAAGAAUGUCAUAAGCCAAAACCAAUAUUACUUCACACUGGAGAGCUAUCCAUACCUCAUCCGUGGCAUCCAGAUAUUGUUGAUGUUCAGAUAAUUACUCUUGGGUCCUUGGCCAUAGCUGCUGUUCCUGGAGAAUUUACGACCAUGUCUGGACGAAGAUUUCGAGAGGCAGUUCAAGCAGAAUUUUCAUCUUACGGGAUGAAGGGCAUGACUGUUGUGAUUGCAGGCCUGUGUAAUGUGUACACACAUUACAUUGCCACGUACGAAGAAUACCAGGCUCAGCGGUAUGAGGCAGCAUCUACAAUUUAUGGGCCUCAGACUUUGUCUGCUUAUCUCCACCUCUUUAAAGCCCUGGCUAAGGCUAUUGCUACGGAUACAGUAGCCAACAUGAGCAGUGGUCCAGAGCCUCCAUUUUUCAAGCAUCUAAUACCUCCAUUAAUUCCUAAUACGGUGGACAGAACACCAAUAGGCAGAAAUUUUGGGGAUGUCUUGCAGCCAGCAAAAUCUACAUACAAAGUGGGAGAAGUUGCUGAAGUUGUAUUUGUAGGUGCAAACCCAAAGAAUUCAGCGGAGAACAGGACCCAUGAGACCUUUCUCACUGUGGAGAAAUAUGAAGACACUACUUCAACCUGGCACAUACUGUAUAAUGACGCCUCCUGGGAGACACGGUUUUACUGGCACAAGGGAUUAUUUGGUCAGAGUAAUGCAACGAUAGAAUGGCAUAUUCCAAUUACUGCUCAACCUGGAAUCUAUAGAAUAAGAUACUUUGGACACAUCCGAAAGCUGGAAAUUCUGAAGCCUGAAGUCCUACUUGCAUUUGAAGGCACUUCUCCUUCUUUUGAAGUCAUAAUUACUUAAUGAAAAGUUGACAGAUAUUUGAAGAACAGCUUUAUUCUGUACAUCCUAGAACUAUUCCACAUGAAUGUGAACUCCAUUUUGACUUCUAUAAUUGCCUCUGCUUGGGGACAAAUAGUUUACUGCUAAUGGGACAAGUGUGUGUGUGUGUGUGUGUGUGUGUGUGUGUGUGUGUGUGUGUGUGUAUGUUCUGAGAGAGAGGGGCAGAGAGAGAGAGAGAGAGAGGUCCCAUUACUUUCUCCAGCAGCCAUGCACCAUGUUCUACAGCCUAAAGCAUGAUUUCUUUUGAGGCCUUACAAGUCCCUUCAUUCUGAAAUCUGUGAAAUGUUAGUGAGAAUGUUUAAAGAUGUGUGAGCAGUGUUAGUGUUUGAACUAUUUAUUUAUAGAAUUAUUGAAUGUUAGCACUAGAGAUGAUCGAGGAACUUUCCUUGAUUAAUCUUGGAUUGUACAGAUGGGAAACAAUGAAGUUGUAUGGACUUAACAUUACAAUAAGGUUUUAGAACAUUUCUCCCAAAUGCAUUUUAACAAUAUGGCAUAAUCAUAUCAUAAAAGUAUGAGCUCAAUUAGAGAAAUGCAAAAACUAGCAUGACAUUUUUUUGAGCAUUCAGAUUAACACAGCCCUUCAAAGCAGUCACUCUGGAGUUAAUAUUGCCUAGUUUAGAGUAGUUGUUGAUGCUCGAAUCAUUUCUGGAAUUGCCUUCAGAGCCCAGUUUUGAAGAAAUCAAUCUUGCAAAUAUUUGAUUAUGCCUUGUAUUUCUCUAAGUGUCCUUCUCUCACUAGACUGUGUCUCAUAUUUCUAAGACAUACUCUAUUUUUUUCUUUACUAUUUUUGCCAAUCAAAUUUACCUUCAUCCACAAAGAAUAUCAUUAAUGUAGAUUUAAAAAUAAAUUGUUAUUGGUUGGGAAGGCAGUCCUUAAGAGGAAUCCUAAAUUCAUGCAUCAUUGUUUUUUUAUUCAAUCCGCAGCUUAUCAGUCAUGCACCGAUCCAUUCAUGGAUAGUAUAUUAAUAAAGUCGUGUCAAUCAUUGUGCUUGUUUCUAGUCUUGACAAUUAGUGAGAUCAUAUUUGAACUGACAGUAACCACUGACUAUUUUGCCUAUUCAACUUGAUACAUUUAUUCUAGAGAAACAUUACAUGUUACUGACGUUCAAGUCUCAUACUGUAUACCUUCUAUACAGAAGAAAGUAGCUCCAGACAGUUGGCUAAAUACUAUUUUGAAGGAUAUUUGCAAAUUGUGAAGUGUCCCAAGAAUGAGAUAUGACAAGUCAACAUCAACUGCCUGAAAAUAAAUUGCAUUUGAAAUUACUGAGUUAGCUAUGAGCUCCCAGACUGCAAAAUAAAUUCCCAAACCCCAAUCCAUACUUUUGCAUGUGUAUGAAAGCUUAUAGCAUUUUAGGAGUAAAAAAAUCAAUGUCUAUUUCAAAAAUAAACUAAGGUUUGAAAAAUAAUGAUUUGAAUAAUCAUAUUAUGAAUGUUCAUUUAUGUAAUAAUUUACCCAUCUAAACAUGAGCGAUUGAAUUUGAAUGAACCUAAAAUAGGUUUGGGUGAAUCAGUCUUCUUGUCUGUCAAAGGGUGUUCCUAAGGAAUUGAAUUGCUGAGAGACUAGCUAAUCAGGAUUUCUAAAGUUUGUGAUCACUUUUCUUAAUGACAACAUUGUAAUUAGUAUAUACACUUAGGGGCCUAAAGGAACAGAUGAUUUUGAAAGCAUUUGAGUUUAUACAAAUUAUAUGUUUAGUUAUAAUAAAGUUUAAAAGGGUAUUCUUCAUUUUUCAUAAGAAUUUAUGAUUUAUUUACCAUGGCCUCCAUUUCUCCCACUGAAACGUCCUCUAGAAUGAGUGCCUCUGGCAACAGUGUGAAGGUGGUCAUUGUGUCACUAAUAAACCUUAUCGCCUCUGCCUUCCCAAAACCAGUACUCAUAGCCUUAGAAAAACCACAGAAAGCUAUUUUCUCAUGAGUCAUCAUUUCUUCCAGCCUAUGUAGCUCCAAUUUUUUUUUUUGCAGUUUGUAUAAAUUAAAACAGGUCCCUGUGUUAUAGAUGCUGUAGAUAUCACCUGAGCAUAAAAGACAGUACCCUAGAAAGUAACUGAUUUGAUCUAGUAGUCUAAAAUCUGGUAGUCUAAAAACAUGGAUCCAGUUUUUGUCUAUGUCUGCUUCUGGGAAUGGAUCAUUGGAAUAAAUGAUGUGGAGAAACCUCCUGAAAAUGGAGAAUGUGAAAAGUGGUGGGUUGGGUUUAUGGGAGUAGUAUUUUGGAAACAACUUCGUUUCUCGUGACGGUAUCUUGUUUUAUUUGUUGCACUUACCUACUUUGAUUUUAAGGAAACUGUGACUUCUUAAGGAAAAAAAAACAAGAAACUGAAUGAUUCCUCUUCUGUGCCUAUUAUUUUUCAUGAGUAUUCUAUAAAGUUGUUAACAUUUAAUAGAAGAGUUCAAAAUAAAUUAAG
Dipodomys spectabilis (banner-tailed kangaroo rat) is the source of this 4808-nucleotide messenger RNA. It is a transcript of the gene Asah2, whose product is annotated as N-acylsphingosine amidohydrolase 2. Gene Ontology annotation, biological process: sphingosine biosynthetic process; ceramide catabolic process; long-chain fatty acid biosynthetic process. Bases 101 to 2371 code for a protein of 756 amino acids. The transcript has 21 exons. Gene Ontology annotation, cellular component: extracellular region. Gene Ontology annotation, molecular function: N-acylsphingosine amidohydrolase activity. The record is from RefSeq and is a predicted model, not a curated record. Lineage: Eukaryota; Metazoa; Chordata; Mammalia; Rodentia; Heteromyidae.